GUGACCGGCUGGCUCAUGGCGGGGCGGCCAGGAACCUCAAAGCCACCAGCUCUCGCCACUUUACCCGGACAGCCCCUCAGCACCUCCCCGUUCCGAGGCCGUGACGCCACCUCCGCCCGCACUACCAGCGCCCCCUCCCGCUUCCUGCGCCGUCCCGCAGCGCUCCACAGCCGGCAGGCGGGGCUGGGGGAGCUCGCAUCGGGCAGGGGAGCCAUGUUGCUCUCCCUCAGUUACGUGACCGAUCACAUCGGCUUCCGCGGGACGAUCAAGAAGACGCCCGCUGACUUCGUGGUGAAGGAACUGGAGCUGCCUCAGCGCCCCGCGGCACCCCGGCCCCGCAACCCAACGCAGUCCAACGCACCGCCGGGGGAACCGCCCGCUGCCUCCGCCACAGCCAGAGCCGGGGCUGGGAGCACGGUGACACACCAUGAGCAGAGCCGCUGUGCUCUGAAAUCCGGCCCGGAGGCAGCCGAUGUGUUGGAUUCCCUUUUGGGCAAGGCCGCGAGUGAGAGGCUGACUAAAUUCGCUUGUGAUCUGAAGGAGGCCUGGGACACGGAAGGGGGUUGUGAUGGCGGAGCCGGGGAGUUCUCUCUGGGAGCCGUGGUGGACAAGGGAGAUCGGGCCGAUUUGCACGGUGCCAUCAGGCAGAGAUUCCCCUUUUUGGUCACUGUGACAAAGGGCAACGAGAUGGUUGUGAAAGGAAACGCUGACUACAGAGAACUGUGUCAGCUCGUGACUGAAAAGGAAACGAGCGAUUUCUUUAAGUUUUUGGAUGCCAAGCUUGAAAAUUCCACUUUUUCUUUUGAGCCCGAUGGAAAUAAGGAGCACAGAAAAGUAGUUCACCACUUCAUCAAUAAAAAAUUUGGUAAAAUUUUAGAAACAAAGUCUUUUACUGUGGCAGACGUCACGCAGAAGCCAAAUAUGUCAAUCAUGGUAAGGUUUAGAGGGAAAAAUUGCUCCAGAAAGAGGCCUGCUGAUGGUUUCCAGGUAAAACAAGAUAUUUAUACAGCUUUCACCCUUCAGAAAGAAAAUCUAGAAACUCUGGAAGCAAUCAGCUUCUUGGCUGCUGAACUUGGAGUUCUUCCCUCAGACUUCAGUUAUACCGGCAUCAAAGAUAAGAAGGCUAUUACGUACCAACUGAUGGUUGUGAAGAAGGUCACUCCUGAGAGGUUGAAAGAAAUUGAAAGCAAACUGGAAAAAAAGGGCAUGAGAAUACACAACAUACAUUCAGCACACCAGCAUCUUAGACUUGGUCAGCUGAAAGGCAAUCACUUUGAUAUAGUUGUGAGAGAUCUCAGACACCACAGUCAUGAUUCUCCUGUAGAUCUGAAAGAAAGAAUAUCUGAAGCAAUGGAAAAUAUUGAGGCAAAAGGUUUUGUGAAUUAUUACGGACCUCAGCGAUUCGGACAAGGACAAAAUGUUCAGACAGAUGAAAUAGGAUUGGCUCUACUGAAUGAAAAAAUGGUGAAAGCUGUGAAAUUAUUCUUCACACCUGAAGAUACCGAUGACCCUGUAAAUAAUGCCAAAAGAUACUUCCUUCAAACUGAAGAUGCAAAGGGGGCACUCACAAUGCUGCCAGAAUUUAAAGUGAGAGAGAGGAUGCUGUUACGUGCUUUACAUCGCUAUGGUGUAAAUCAGGAAGGCUGUACUAAAGGAUGGCUCAGUAUUCCUCAUUCAAUGCGAAUAUUCUACGUCCAUGCUUAUUGCAGUCAAAUAUGGAAUGAAGCAACAUCAUAUAGGCUGAAGACUUAUGGUUCCAGAGUUGUUGAAGGUGAUCUGGUCUUCUCAGAAGAAAAUGAUGAAAGCCUUUCCCUGAGUGACAAGGUUCACACUGUCACUGCUCUGGAAGAGUCAGCUAACAAGUACUCUAUACAUCAAGUUGUUCUUCCAAUGGUGGGCCACAGUAUCAAGUACCCAAGUAAUAAAGUUGGGCAGUGGUACCAUGAAAGACUUUCUAAGGAUGAGCUGCAGAUGUGCAAAUUCCGAGUGCCUCCGUUGCAGCUGAAUAUACCUGGAUGCUACAGACACAUCUUGAAAAACGUUCGGAAUCUUUCCUAUUUUUUGGAAGGCAGUGAAGAAGGAAGCAAAAUUGAACACGACCAUCUGAAUGAGUCAGAAGUAUCUCUUCAUAUAUCGUUUGACCUUGAUCCUUCAUGCUAUGCAACGGUCUGUCUUAGAGAAAUAAUGAAAUGUGACUUUUAAGGUUUCAGUUAAUGAAAGACUGUGUGAAUAUUAUACCAAUGGUGAUAUUUUUUUAUAAAAUAGAAAAAGAAAAGAGGGGAAAUCACAAUUUCAAACCAGGAACAGCAAAAAUUAAUAGACUGAGAUUCAUCCUGGCUGGGGAAGAAAACCACCACAAUCCCAGCUCCAGAAACAUUCCAAACCCUAAAUACAAUUCUGGAGUAAAAAAUGCAAAGCUAUGUGUCGUGUCAGACAGGUUAAACAGCUGUGGGCUGCAGGCAUGAAUUUCACACUUGCACAGACAUCCAGCUUGCAGUUAUGUCCUGGAAAUGUUUGCAGGACGUAUCAUACAGACACAGACGUAUCUUUUAUUUCGCAGUCAUUUUUUUAAAGCUGGUUUAUAUUAAAUGUUCAGGGACACAGGGUAGCUGUUAUGUCACAAGUUGUAGCCUACAGGUAUCUAACCAAAUAGCUGCUCUACUGAGAUUCACUGAAUCUGUUUUGUUUUCAUUGCAUUCUCAUGCCAAAUGUUAAGGGUUAGAAGUCCUGAACCAAGACUAACAGGUUACCUGGCACACUGUCAGUCAUUUGAUGAAUACUACAAUAUAAAUUAAUGCUGAUGACUCCAGGACUAAGUUGUAUGUAACUCUAAAUAGCGCUUAUGCAAGUAAGCUCAGUAAGAUGAGGUGUGGAAUUAAUAGAGUUAGCUGCAAAAGAGUUCGCAGUAAAAACCAAACACCGAUUUAUUGUUUACAGGGUGCAGCUUCUGUUCCUAUCACUGUAAAGUCUUCUGAUGACAAAGAAUUUUUAAUGGAACUACCUCUGGGGAAGAAAAACAAAAAACUUUCAUAUUAUUUUAUAUAUUUUAAAAGUUAACUGUGAUAAAAUGAGUGCGUCUGUGGACAAAGGAAGAACAAAGAAUGUACGUUACUUUGACAUUUCAAGGCUAUUCUUGUAGCAAAGUUAAGAGGUGUUUUCUAGAUGGGUUUAUAAAUGGGAUAAAAUAAAGAAGUGGUUGGAAGA
Molecule: messenger RNA, 3204 nt
Organism: Coturnix japonica (Japanese quail)
Lineage: Eukaryota; Metazoa; Chordata; Aves; Galliformes; Phasianidae
Gene: PUS7L
Product: pseudouridine synthase 7 like
Biological process (GO): pseudouridine synthesis
Cellular component (GO): nucleus
Molecular function (GO): pseudouridine synthase activity; RNA binding
Source: RefSeq, a predicted model, not a curated record